AUGGGUUGUUGCUAAAAUUUUCAUUUACAGGAAAAGCAAGCCAUUGUAAUCCCACAACUAAGUAUCAAAUAAGAAUUCUCCCCAAAAAAAUUAUAAAUGGAGCCUUUUUCUUUAAAUUUAAUAAAAGGAGAUAUUGAUGGGAUAGAGAGGUUAGGAAGCACAUGUGUCGAUAAUAUUUUAGGUGAAAAAUAGCACAGCAAAUUGGAUAAAUAGUUCAGUGGGUAGAUAGAAGAAGAAGUCAUUAUUGAUUUAAGAUAGGCUCCAAGCCCAACUUAACUAAUCAAGGAUCGAAGCAGUAGAAAUCUAAACAAUAAAUUUAUUGGAAUGCUAUGA
Messenger RNA from Paramecium sonneborni, 333 nucleotides. The record is from the annotation of a GenBank genome assembly. Lineage: Eukaryota; Ciliophora; Oligohymenophorea; Peniculida; Parameciidae.